AUUUUUUUUCCCUUCUUCUUUUUUUCUUUUUCCUGAGAGCAAAAGCAGAGUCCGGUGCAAUGGCUCACAAUCAGCUCGGUCCAAUUUUCUCGCCAUAAAUGACGACUGGUCCAUGAUUGCCACAGCCAUUGUGGUUUAUCUCCUGUGGUGACUGCAGACUCAAGAGUUUCCUUCCUUCCCACAUCUCAAGACCCACUGAUCUCACCAUUCCUCUAACUCGCCUUUACAUUUGCCCCUUUUCCCCUCUCUUCCCUCUUUCUUCUACUUCUUGCCACCAUCUGCACCCCAGCAAAGACCUACUUUUGGAGCCAAAAUGGAGGACACUUACAAUAAUAGGACUUCCCUAGUUAAGGGGGCCAAGGACAUUGUCAAGGAGGCCAAAAAGCAUGCAACAAAGAAAGUCAACAAGGUGGUAGACCAUGCUACAGACGAGUACUCUUCUCACCGCAACUACACUCGAUUCCAGGACGAGGUGGACGAAGAUGAGGAUUUCUAUCAGAACCCGCCGAGGCAGGACGGUGAGAGCUACCGCGACAACGAGGAGGGCUCAAGCGAUGCUACAGAGGGCCACGACGAUGAGGACGAGAUCUAUGAGGGCGAGUACCAGGGCAUCCCCUCAUCCGCAGGAGACAAGAAGCAGGGCCAGGUGGCGCUGGGGAAGCCGAUGUCUGACGCCACAAAGGACCGUGGCGAGCUGGAACAGGAGAGGCAGGCUGACGAGGAGGAGCUGGCCCAGCAAUAUGAGCUGAUCAUCCAGGAGUGUGGCCACGGCAGGUUCCAGUGGCAGCUGUUCCUGGUGCUCGGGCUGGCACUCAUGUCGGAUGGGGUGGAGGUGUUUGUGGUGGGCUUUGUGCUGCCCAGUGCGGAGACAGACAUGUGUGUGCCCAACUCCAGCUCGGGAUGGCUAGGCAGUGUUGUGUACUUGGGAAUGAUGGUCGGAGCGUUCUUCUGGGGAGGAAUGUCUGACAAAGUGGGCCGUAGACAAUGCCUCCUCAUCUGCAUGUCCACGAAUGGCUUCUUUGCCUUCCUGUCAUCUUUCGUCCAGGGAUAUGGCUUCUUCCUCGUUUGCCGUCUCGUCGCGGGUUUCGGGAUAGGAGGUGCUGUGCCCAUCGUUUUUUCUUUCUUUGCCGAGGUGCUGUCCAGGGAGAAAAGAGGAGAGCACCUCAGCUGGCUGUGUAUGUUCUGGAUGAUUGGUGAGAUCUAUGCAUCUGCUAUGGCAUGGGCCAUCAUACCACACUAUGGUUGGAGCUUCAGCAUGGGUUCAGCAUACCAGUUUCACAGUUGGAGGGUGUUUGUCGUCGUCUGCGCCCUACCCUGUGUGUGCGCUGUGGUGGCACUUACCUUUAUGCCUGAAAGUCCCAGGUUUUACCUCGAGGUGGGGAAGCAUGAUGAAGCCUGGAUGAUCCUUAAACAGAUCCACGACACCAACAUGAGAGCGCGUGGGCAACCUGAGAAAGUCUUCACUGUAAACAGGAUCAAAACUCCACGGCAGCUGGAUGAAUUUGUUGAAAUGGAAUCAGAAUCUGGCAACCCAGUUUCCAAGGCUUUCUUCAGGAUAAAGGCUGAAGUUCGUGGGAUCUAUCUGAACCUUAUGAAGUGUUUCAACUACCCAAUGCGAGAAAACAUGUUGCGACUGGCCAUAGUGUGGUUCACGCUGUCAUUCGGAUAUUAUGGCCUGUCAGUCUGGUUCCCUGAUGUCAUCAAACAUCUGCAGGCUGAUGAGUAUGCCUCUAAAGUGAAGAUCCAUAACAAUGAACGCAUCGAAGGCAUCACCUUCAACUUCACCCUGGAGAACCAGAUACACAAAAAUAUUCUCUUCAUUAACGACCACUUUGUCAAUAUGAAGCUGAAGUCUGUCACCUUCAUUGACUCCACCUUUCGUAACUGCUACUUUGAUGAUGUGACAUCAGUGGGCUCCUUCUUCAGGAACUGUACCUUCAUUGACACGUUCUUCUUUAACACAGAUAUCGAUGAAUCUAAAUUAAUUGAUGGCACAGAGGUGAUCAACAGCACAUUCACCCACAACAAGACAGGGUGCCAGAUGACUUUUGAUGAUGACUACAGCGCCUACUGGGUUUACUUCAUCAACUUCCUGGGGACUCUGGCUGUUCUUCCUGGCAACAUCGUGUCUGCUCUCCUUAUGGAUAAAAUUGGGCGUCUCUCUAUGUUAGGUGGCUCCAUGAUCCUAUCAGGCAUCAGCUGUUUUUUCCUGUGGUUCGGCACCAGUGAAUCCAUGAUGAUUUUCAUGUUGUGCCUUUAUAACGGCCUGAGCAUCUCUGCCUGGAACUCCCUGGAUGUUGUCACCACUGAGUCCUUCCCUACUGUCAGGAGGGGAACAGGCUUUGGGUUCUGUAAUGCUCUGUGUAAGCUGGCAGCAGUUCUAGGGAACCUGAUUUUUGGUUCUCUUGUUGGCAUUACCAAGGCCAUUCCUAUCCUCAUGGCGUCAUCAGUGCUUGUUGGGGGAGGCCUGGUUGGACUACGGCUGCCUGACACUCGGGCGAAUGUCCUCAUGUAACACUAGUGUAGCAGUGCUCACCUGGGCUAAAAUCUGGAUGUGAGAGUCCUAGAGAAAGCCCGGUGUGCAUUUUGAGGAAGGAGUGCAGCUGGCUUGGUUUUUUAUACAUAUCUUAACACACAUCUCAAAACUUGCUGAUGUAUAAAUGGUAAAGCAAAACCGCAAACACACCUUUUCACAAUGUGUCUGAUGCAAACCUUGUGAGGUGAUAAGUUCAACCAUUUUGUGAAUCAUUUAUCUACAGAGUUCUUGUUGGAGUUUGGUUUGUCGAGGUUGCACCUUCCAGCUGCAGUCAUAGCCUUAUGUGGUAAAACUGCAUGGUUAAAAUCUGAAGGCUUUUAAUAUUGAUACAGUCUUAUUAAGCCAAUCCAGAUGGAUAGAAAAGUGCAAAAACAAGCUGUAAUGAGCACAGCCAACCUGCUGUGUGACAACGCAGGGACUAGAUGAUCAGACAGUUCAUACUCGUGACACAGCUGUAUGACAGCUGGCUUGCCCACAGAACUAACUAUCAGUACACAGACCAUGUGUGCCGACAGUCAUCAUACAGAAAUAAAUAUAAAGAAAAACAUGCAGCAGGUACCUCAUUUGCAAAAAUGAGAUACAUAUAUCUAAUUAUUUUCACUCGCUUGCAUCUAACAUCAAUCUGCUGUAUUUAGAUCAGUGUCAUAUUUGCUCCUAUAUCAGCAACCUUCACAAAGAAGCCCAUUUACAUCAGAGACCAAGCCCUUUGCACUACUUACCCAAUCAAGAAUCAAAAAGGCCAUAUAGAAACACUUUUCCUGUAUCAAUAAUUGUAUGUCACGUUGAAUAUGAACAUGGAAAUUUUUAUUUUCUGCUGUGUGUUUGUGAAAGCCAAAAUAAUGAUUUAUUCCUUUUGUCCAAAUCUCUAUGUGUGGUAUUAUUUAAAAAAAAAAAAAAAAAGGCUCUAAGAGGAGCUAUCCUUCUGAUUUAGCUUUGUGUUGGAUCCUGCUUGUGGCAGUAACAUGUCAUGCUGCUUCCUUUCAAAAAUACUGAAUGGCCUUUUUUAAUGUGCCUCUCCUUGACUGGAGCAGAUGCCCAUAGUCAUGUGCUGUCCAAAGGUUUUGAGGAACAGACGGAAACUGAACAGGGAUUAGAUUAAAAAACGAAUAAGUAAUUUUAUGUACAUGUGUAAAAUAUGUCACAGAUAUCGAUUCAUUUUUGGUCUUAAUGUCAUGUUUUUUGUUAGACAUACUUAUUUUGCUAAAACUUUUGUUUCCUUCUCUCCUGCAAAAAUGUCACUGCUAUACCAAUAGUAUCAUCAAGAUAUGACCUGUGGUGUUAGUUACCAUGCAUGACGGCAAAAUAAUAAUGUAGAUAACACCCACCUCGUUAUGACGGCUGAUUGGUGCCACCCACAAAGGUUUUUUAAAUGCAUCUUAAUUUAAUCCAAAUUAACCCCAUUUUUGUUGGUUAUAGUCGUUAUAUUCACAGUUGUACAAAACUGAAACUUCUAGGGAACAUUAAUCUUUUACCUCUCAUUAGACUUGAUCUCACUGGCCACUUGGUUAGGUACACCUAUUUAGCUUUAGUCAAGACGGCCUGAUCAAGCACACACAGAUUAUCAGAAUGAAGAUGAAAGAUGAUCUAAGUGACUUUGAACAUGACAUGGUUGUUGGUACCAGAAAGGCUGGUCUUAGUAUUUUAAAAAACUGAUUAACCUACUGGGAUUUUCCCCACACAAUCCUCUCUAGGGUUUACAAAGAAUGGUCCGAAAAAGAAAUGAGAAAAUACUUUGUUGAUGUUGAGGUCAAAGAGAAAGGCCCGACUGCUUUGAGCUGAUGAUGAAGCAGAUGAGACUAUAGCAGCAGAAGACUGCAUGUGGUGUCACUCUUGUCAACUAAGAACAGGAAACUAAGAUUACAAUUCACAUGAGCUCACCAAAAUUGGACAUCAGAAAAUUGCCUGGUCUAAUGAGUCUCGAAUUUGGCAUAAACAACAUGGAAGCAUGGAUCCAUCCUGCAUUACAUCAGUGUGUCAGGCUGCUGCUGGUGGUGUAAUAGUGUGAUGAAAUUUUCGUAGUACCAAUUGAGGAUCAGUCUACCUGAGUAUUGUUGCUGAUCAUGUCCGUCCCUUUAUGACCACAAUGUACCCAUCUACUGAUGGCUGUUUUCAGCAAAGCUCAUAUCAUCUCAAGCCAAUUUGAGGUGAUAUGAGUUAUUGUACAUCAUGUCUUUCAACACCUGGACCUCAAUACAUGCCAUGAUGAAGAUAAUAAAAUAAAGAUAUCAGGAAAAAAAAUUGAUGCAGCCCCCCCAGAUGUAUAACAAUUCAGUUGCUCUCAGUUUUGAAUAAUUAACGUGUGUAUUGUAUUUUCUGUGGUGUUAGCUUAUUUUAACCUGCAUUUCUCUGUAUUUGUGGCAACUGUAACUUCAGUGUAGACCUGGUUUGUGUCUGUGCUGCAGGUGGCUCUCUCUCAGCUACUCAAAAAAACAAAAACUGUACUGUACUUGUGCACAUCAGAUUUUCCCAGAAUUUGUAAAAUAAGUUGGAAAGUGAAGUCUGCUGCUAUUGUGCAACAUAUUUUUUGAGCACAUAUAUAUAAUUUAAACAUUUUUUAAACUAAAAUAUAUGACAUAGAGAAUCUAAAUUACAAAAAAAAAAAAGAAAGAAAAAAAAAAAACUUGCCCAGCAAUAUUGACCUAUGUCAGUAGCAAAGAAUAUCAGAAGGAGUCAUCAGUAUGAAUGGAAAAAUGUGCACUGUUGUACUGGAGAAGUAAUACUACCUAACAUGUUGGUGUAUUUGGGGAUUUGGAUUAUAUGUACUGUAUUUGUGUGUAUGCAAAAGACAGCGAGUCUGAGAGGGAGAGUGUGUGUGGGCUUGUGUAUGUAACCAUGAAUGUAAAUAUUAUGUACAUAUCAAAGCUGAUGUUAGUGAAGUUUCUGGGUUAAAUGUUUCAGCUCCUUGAGGGGACACGUGUGUCUCCGGCUUCGUCCAAGCGAUAAGUCCAUAUACUGUAUCUCUGUUGUACAUCCGCUGGUCCUCAGCUUUCACCUGCUACUCAGUGUGUGCGUGGUUGUGUGCGCGUUACACUUGCAUGUACGUAAGAAAACUUGCGUUCUUUUACGCUCAACUUUUUUUUAUUAUUAUAAAUUCUUCUGGGAGAAAAUGAUGACAAUAUUAAGAUUUUUGUUGAGGAAAACGUGAAUGUAUCACUCUUGUAUGUUUUGUUCAUCUAUUUUGGGGGGGAGGGGGGAUAGCCAGAUGUGUGUCAACAAUAAAGUUGUGAGUACUAAUUGUGAAGGGCCUGCCGGUCAAGGGAUGACUGAGCUUGAUGUUCAGAGGUCAGCAAGUGUGAGAAAAUGUGAAAAAGUAUUUGCCAAAUAUUCAAUUCCCUGUGAUUGAUGUUAGAAUCUGGAAAAGCAGGGAUUGCGGACUGUGCUGCUUUUGAACAUAUAUAA
Molecule: messenger RNA, 5935 nt
Organism: Oreochromis aureus
Lineage: Eukaryota; Metazoa; Chordata; Actinopteri; Cichliformes; Cichlidae
Gene: sv2ca
Product: synaptic vesicle glycoprotein 2Ca
Exons: 13
Coding region: 314-2515 (733 amino acids)
Biological process (GO): transmembrane transport; chemical synaptic transmission
Cellular component (GO): membrane
Molecular function (GO): transmembrane transporter activity
Source: RefSeq, a predicted model, not a curated record